AUGAGUUCUGGUCACUUGACUACAUACCAACCUUCCACAUACGAUCCCACACCGCCCCGACAAUUUAAUUACGAAGUGCUGCACUUCCAAAAUCGCGGCCAGAACCAGAUCGCCAGCACAAAGAUCGGUACCUUUGCAAGCCUGCAAGAUGCUCAACACGCUGCUCAAGAUACCCUCAGGUCAGCGCUGGAGGGCUGCCUCGCAAAGGGAUGGAUCGGAUACUACUGCAACGACAUCGAUCUCGAGUUCAGAGGGCUGAUCACCGGGCUAGUCGGCGAGAUCGACUACGCGUGCCUGAGCGAAGUCCACAUCUACGCCAAAGCGAGGCCCUACGAACCGUUCCAAGGCCAACCCGCUUCAGCUGAUGAGCAGUGGAGAGCAUUGCCCAGCAGGCAGCACUCUCACACCUACGCAGAAUAUGAAGAAAUUUAG
Ascochyta rabiei is the source of this 432-nucleotide messenger RNA. RefSeq lists its product as uncharacterized. The transcript has a single exon. The record is from RefSeq and is a predicted model, not a curated record. Lineage: Eukaryota; Fungi; Ascomycota; Dothideomycetes; Pleosporales; Didymellaceae. Bases 1 to 432 code for a protein of 143 amino acids.